AUGGAUGGAAGGCCAACGGGAGCUGUUCGAGUAUCCUUUGGCAGGCAGUCCACAUCUGAGGAUGUCUAUGCCUUGGAGCAAAUGAUCGACUGCUGUUUCCUUGGCGUUCAACUACCGAUUGAUAUCGGUUAUCACUUGAGCCUUUCCAGCUACUCGGCCGUUGUGUCCCGUAUUGUUACGUAUCCUGUUAAAAGCUGCAGGGGGAUCGUCUUGAACAAAGGUGUUCUAACCAAAACUGGACUUCAGUACGAUCGUGCGUUUAUGAUCGAAUGCUGUGGAACGCCAGUUACUCAAAAACGACAUCAGAAGCUGUGCAAAAUCAUCACAAAGUUGGACUACAGCGACAUGACCUUAUCCCUUACAAGCGCUGAUGACAUGGCAGCAUCAGUGCGAGUACCACUGCACAAAGUCGGUGGUACUGCUCGGAAAAAUGGCAUUGUUUGUGUGAACCGUGUCGGAACAGCUGAAUGUUCGGCGUCUGCAUCCGCGUGGGUGACAUCGUUUCUGGGAUUGCCUGAUUGUAAACUUCAACGGCUUCUGGAAGAUUCAGAACCGGAGUCUUCGAAUGAGAUGCUCCAUACCAUUCUUCGCUAG
Molecule: messenger RNA, 594 nt
Organism: Ostertagia ostertagi
Lineage: Eukaryota; Metazoa; Nematoda; Chromadorea; Rhabditida; Trichostrongylidae
Source: the annotation of a GenBank genome assembly